GCCAGGUUGUUGUUAUGGUGACGGAACCCUGAUUUUGAACUCAGUAAACAACAACACUCAGAAAGCAGUUAAAAUGUGUGGAUUUGGAGCUGCUCUGCUCCUUUUAGGAUCACUUUUUCGUGCAGGUUUAAGCUGCUAUCAGUGCUUCAUCGAUCCGGACGAGAGUGCGAGACUGUGCUGGGGUCUGAUCGUCACCGAGCACAGCACCCGCAGCGCAGACGCCUGCUACACAAUGCUGGACAGGAUUUUCAACAAGGAGCAAAAAGUCAUCGAUGCAGCUAAAGUUGGGAGAGGUUCUGACGCUGUGCUGAAGGAGAUCUUGAGGGGUGAAGUCAUGCCCAUUAUUGAACAGUUUGACCAGAAGAUGAAUAAUGACACGGUGUACGAGGCAGAGCUACAGGCGGCUGCAGACAAAUUCAUCACCAUGGCCUACGGUCUGCCCAGAGCGUCUGGAUGCUUCCCUCCCUGCGGUUUCCAGGCUCUAGGUGCCGUCUACAACUGCUUGACCUGUCAGUAUGACACUUGUGAAUUCCCUCUGGAUUGCCCUCCUCAGGAGAUCACUGUGGAGGAAAACAACAGGACUCAGAUGUGGUGCAAAGUGCCAUUUCUCUUGCCGAGUGACUUCCAGAUAGUCUGGAGGUAUACAGAGGUGAAAACAGUGUGGCUGGAUCGAUUUAAGGAGGUGACGGUUGGCGUGGACAAGCUCUACUCGAUACCUUCAGCUCGGCCAGAGCACUCAGGAACAUAUCAGUGUGAGAUCUUCUCUGAGGAACACUCUCUGGUUCGCAUCUACUUUCAUCUUAAAGUGGUUCCUGGUGUAUCGCAGGGUCAUGCAGAGCUGCAGGAUGUGUUUGACCAGGCUCUCCUGCCUGCCGGUCAGUUCCCUCUAAAGCUGCCUCGGCCCCCGUUCGCUCUGGUGCGGCUCCCCGGGCCGGAACUCCUCACAGUCUGCCUGACUUCACUCCUCCUGCUCCUCUUCCUCACUCUGGGGGUGCUGGUUUGGACUUUUUACAAGAGAAAAAUCCACGUUCCUGCUCCAGAACUGGAAUCCCACAGGAAGAGAUGUGUAUUUCGGACUGCUUGACCACAAAUGAGUUACCAAAAAUUGUUCCAUCUUUAUUCGGCAAUGCUUUGGUUUUCCUCUAGAGGUCACCACAGCCACUUACAUGAAGAAGAAGAACAGAACAGAUUAACAGAGUGUCCAGAAAUUAUAUAUGGUGUAAUGUGGUCCAGAACAGAGGGGUUGUCAGGAUGUUGGGGUCAUACAAACAGAACAACAUGUAUUAGAUGCUGUAUGUAAUUUAUUUUUUUAUUAAAUAUUAAUAUAUACUGUCUGUAACAGCAGUCUGCAGCUAUGAUGCAUCAAUAGAAAUUGAAAUAUUACUAUUUUUUUUCAUAAAAAAGAAAGUGUGUACUAAUACUUCAUUACCUUAA
This is a messenger RNA of Astyanax mexicanus (Mexican tetra), 1434 nucleotides long. RefSeq names its product sperm acrosome associated 6 (gene spaca6). Gene Ontology annotation, biological process: fusion of sperm to egg plasma membrane involved in single fertilization. NCBI's taxonomy places the organism in Eukaryota, Metazoa, Chordata, Actinopteri, Characiformes, Acestrorhamphidae. The record is from RefSeq and is a predicted model, not a curated record. The transcript has 9 exons. The coding region runs from base 74 to 1084 and encodes 336 amino acids.